This is a messenger RNA of Beta vulgaris subsp. vulgaris (sugar beet), 924 nucleotides long. RefSeq lists its product as uncharacterized. The coding region runs from base 1 to 924 and encodes 307 amino acids. NCBI's taxonomy places the organism in Eukaryota, Viridiplantae, Streptophyta, Magnoliopsida, Caryophyllales, Amaranthaceae. The record is from RefSeq and is a predicted model, not a curated record. The transcript has a single exon.
AUGGACAGUGUCGUUGCAAGUGAUGUAUGGUUCACUCAAAAAAGUGAUGUUAUGGGUCAGUUAGGUUUAUUGCCCCUACAAAAGUGUACAGCGGCUAUUCGAAUGCUUGCCUACGGGGUAGCGGCGGAUUCACUUGACGAGUAUGUGCGAAUUAGUGAAAGCACAGCUCGAAUAUCAUUGAUGAAAUUCACGAAGGGGGUCAUCAUGAAAUUUGGUGCGGAGUACUUGAGACGGCCUACUCCAGACGAUUUGGCUAGACUACUCAGAUUCGGUGAAGAACGUGGAUUUCCGGGCAUGGUUGGCAGCAUAGAUUGUAUGCAUUGGGAAUGGAAAAAUUGUCCGACUGCAUGGAAAGGACAAUAUCAAGGAAGAGCUGGUGUUGCUACUUUAGUUCUUGAAGUUGUUGCUGAUCGUGACUCAUGGAUAUGGCAUUCUUUCUUCCGGAUACCAGGUUCGUGCAAUGACCUAAAUGUUCUUCACCGAUCUCCUGUGUUUAGGGAUGUUUUAGAAGGUCGAGCACCACCUGUGCAGUUUACGGUGAAUGGUAACCAAUAUGAUAAGGGUUAUUAUCUCACUGAUGGUAUAUAUCUGAAUUGGGCAACAUUCAUUCAAUUAGUUACAUGUCCUCAAACUGUCAAGGACAAGUUAUUUGCUCAACACCAAGAAGGAGCGCGAAAAGAUGUAGAGAGAGCAUUUGGGGUGCUGCAAUCUCGGUUUGUUAUUGUUCGUAGACCAUCCCUCGCAUGGAAUGAGGAAAUUCUCAAUGACAUCAUGUUGUCUUGCAUUAUCAUGCACAACAUGAUUGUGGAAGAUGAACGAGAUAUGUAUGCACACUAUGCAGAUACUACUGAAUUCACUACCAACAUAAGUAAUAAUGGGGACGAAUUUGAAUAUUAUCAUGAUCGGAUCGUAGAUAUCAACUAG